Messenger RNA from Drosophila bipectinata, 1325 nucleotides. RefSeq names its product HMG protein Z (gene HmgZ). Lineage: Eukaryota; Metazoa; Arthropoda; Insecta; Diptera; Drosophilidae. Gene Ontology annotation, molecular function: DNA binding, bending; transcription cis-regulatory region binding. Gene Ontology annotation, biological process: regulation of transcription by RNA polymerase II. The record is from RefSeq and is a predicted model, not a curated record.
UUGAAUUUCAGUUCAGUUCGCCUUCCUAUAGACGCUUGCCCGUAGUACGUUUUGUUCGGUUGCUCAGUAUUCAGUGCGAUUUGCAGGCGGCAGUAGUAGAAGCCAGUAUCCCAGUAUCCCAGUACCCAGUAUAUCACACAGUUGUAGCCAGAAGAAGUAAAGUCAACACACAGAGCCAAACAGCUUGAAAGAGAAGCUACCGAAUUUCCGUUGAAAAAGCAAAAGAAAAACCAGAAACAGAAACCAACAUGAGUGGAGAGCGCCCGAAGCGUCCUUUGUCAGCCUACAUGCUGUGGCUCAACGAGAACCGCGAACAGAUCAAGAAGGAUAACCCCGGCAGCAAGGUGACAGACAUCGCCAAGCGAGGUGGCGAGCUCUGGCGUGGACUGAAAGACAAAUCCGAGUGGGAACAGAAGGCCAUCAAGAUGAAGGAGGACUACAACAAGGCGGUGAAGGAGUACGAGGCCAAUGGUGGCACCGAUUCGGGGGCGCCCAAGAAGCGAAAGAAGCAGGCCGCCAAGCCCGCCAAGAAGGCCAAGAAGAAAGAGUCCUCCGAGGAGGAGGAGGAGGACGAGAGCGAGUAGACAGUAGGAGGUGGCCAGUUAAUUGCUGCCUCCCAGCGGGCAACGUUUUCUGCAUAAGUUUUAAAAUACAUUUUAUUAAUGUAAUUUUUUAAGUGACAUAGAAAAAAAAAAAAACAAAAACCCCAAAAAAUGGAAACCAACAAAACUUAAGUAAAAAAAAAAAAAUCUCAAAAAAUGCAAAAAAAAAAAAAAUGAAUUAAGACCUUAAAUCUUUAAUAUGCACUAACUCCAUAAACAUGAGAUACACAACAUACACACACACACACAUGCCAACACCCAGGCAUAGAUACUACAGACACAGACAGAGCAUAAACCAUAUAACUAAGUUAAAGAAGUGAAGCCACACAGACACAUAAUUUCCAGUCGGACAACUUUAGCAACUGUUCUAUAUAUUAUUCUAGGUUUGUACGUAUAACUGUAACUAUAUGUAUGACACUCUUUUUGGAACACACACACACACAUAAACACGCCAAAACAGACCCCACGCCCCAGCCCCCUUUAGCCACUUUCUUCGAUUGCAUCAAGUUAUUUGAAUUUUGGGUCCUUCGACUCGAAAGCAAGAGUUAUAUAUAUACAUAUAUAUAAAUUUUAAACUAUAUACAUAAAUAUAUAUUUGAGUAUAUAUUGUGUAAUUUAAAAAUGAAAACAAACAAAACCCAUAUUACAAAUAUGUAAUUGUGAAUGUAGAGCUGAAUGGAAUAUUUAAAAGAAAAAAAAUAUAAAAAAUUGUGAAAACAUUAA